GAUAUUUCACUGUUUUCCAGUUAGUUUUCAACAACAGUUUUCUCUCUUCCUUUUUAUCCCCUCCCCCCAUUCUUUUCUUUUUCUAUAUAAACCGCCUUGCUUCUUAUUUUCUCCGCUCAUCUCCUUGCCAUUUCCCUGUUCUCCCAGAGUUUAUUUGGUUUUUGGGUUCUCUUCCUUUUUAUCUUUUCUUUUCUUUCAAUAGACAAUGGAUGUUCUGCAUUUCUUGUUUGGUGUUUUUGGAAAUGCCACUGCUUUGUUCCUUUUCUUGUCUCCAACGAUUACAUUUAAGAGGAUCAUAAGAAGUAAGUCUACAGAGCAGUUCUCUGGAAUACCCUAUGUGAUGACCUUGCUCAACUGUCUCCUCUCUGCUUGGUAUGGCCUUCCCUUUGUAUCUAAAAACAACCUUCUGGUUUCAACAAUCAAUGGGACAGGUGCAGCAAUUGAGUCUAUUUAUGUGUUGAUCUUCAUCAUCUAUGCACCAAAGAAAGAGAAGGCUAAAAUUCUUGGACUCUUCACUUCUGUACUCACUGUUUUCUCUGCUGUGGCCCUUAUCUCCCUCUUUGGCCUGCAUGGUAAUGGCAGAAAGCUCUUUUGCGGCCUUGCAGCUACCAUUUUCUCUAUUAUCAUGUAUGCCUCACCUCUUUCAAUCAUGAGGCUGGUGAUCAAGAGUAAGAGUGUGGAGUUCAUGCCAUUUUUCUUGUCCUUAUUUGUAUUCCUCUGUGGAACUUCAUGGUUUGUCUAUGGCCUUCUCGGUCGUGAUGCUUUUGUUGCUAUCCCCAAUGGUUUUGGGUGUGGCCUGGGAGCCAUGCAGCUUAUCCUUUACGUCAUCUUCCGCAACAACAAGAGCUCUGCGGAAACAAAGAAGCCAACUGCUAAUGGAACAGUUGAGAUUGGACCUGAGAAACCCCACCAAGAGAAGCAAGCAAAUGGCAAAGCUCCUCAAGAUGAACAAGUUUAAUCGCUCACUUUCUGAGGAUUUGGGCAAGCCCUGAACUGCCCCACAAUGUUAAAAGUCUUUGUUUCAAAUCUUCACUUUCUUAAAUCUUCUCAUCCUUUAGUUUUGCACCCUCUCUAAUGAAAAAGCUAGAGUAGAUCAAAGAAUGAUUGCAUAAAAAUAAAAGAAACGAUGGUUAAAACUAAAAAGUGAGAUUUCUAUGUUGUAUAUCUUUGUCUGGUUGUGGCCAUUGGACUGUCAAAAUUGACAAAUUCCAUAAUUGUAAUGGAUUGCAACAACAAUUUGAAGCUGCGAAGAAAUAUAUGACUAUGGGGAUAGCCUAUAAUCUCCUUGAUGUAACAAGGUUAAUUUUGUGCUCUAAAACUGUUCGUUUCUUAGUGAGAAAUUUUUAUCGAAAAAUA
Molecule: messenger RNA, 1356 nt
Organism: Durio zibethinus
Lineage: Eukaryota; Viridiplantae; Streptophyta; Magnoliopsida; Malvales; Malvaceae
Product: bidirectional sugar transporter SWEET1-like
Biological process (GO): carbohydrate transport
Cellular component (GO): membrane
Molecular function (GO): sugar transmembrane transporter activity
Source: RefSeq, a predicted model, not a curated record